GACAGUCCUGUCGAUUUUGAUCCAGGCUGCUGCGAAGGGCUGUUGCAAAGGUACUUCCCGUUCCUUCUCUCUGUAGGAAUUCGCGAAUCCGCGUCUGCGUGCGUAUCCCGAGGUCGAACGCGUCCUAGUUGAGCGGUGCUUCCCGCCUCGAGUAGUGACACAGGCCGUUGCCUCAGAACUUGUUUUUUCGUCUGUGCGCCGAGCAUCGACGACGGUUACGGAGGCCGUGUUCGAUGCGCAGUUGGGGGCUCCAACAUUCUUCACAGGAUUCUGCGGUGCCUUCAACCCAGAAGCUGUUUCACGCUAGGGUUGUUUGUUUCCUCUCGUGUCCACAUGGAGAAGUACUUGUCCGCGUCUGCUCGAAGGAGCAAGCUGGACAAAAGGAAAGAGGGUCAGCCCGGAGGUUUAGGAACGCCAGGCAUGACGCGUUGUUGCUCCGUCAGAAGUGAUACAUCCCCCAGAUCCACGAAAAAGCCUGGGGCGUGUGUCGAGCCCGAGCCGCCUUGCGAGAAGACAAGCCUUGCUAGCAGUGUGAGGCGACGCAUCAGGCUUGUCACUGCCUUCUACCUGCACUGCCACGAGUACAAAUGGGGGCGGCGGCGGUCGCGCACGAUCGGACUGUCUUCGGCGUUUUACAUGUUGCCUGCCCUGGCGUUGUUCCCCGUCUGCAGGUGGGAAGCUUGUCUGUGGGCAGUGACCGCUGUCUUUUCGUUCAGUGCAGAUUACAUCUUUGCAGGCAUGCGCGAUAACGCGUGGAUCUGUGGCGUCCACAUGGCAGACCGAUAUGUCGCGACUGCGAUGCUGGGCGUGCAGUGCUUGUACAACCUCCCACUAUGGUUUACUAAGGACAUCCACCUCGGCGCACUGGGGCUGUCCCUGAUCGUCGUCAGCUGCGCGUUCAAGGUCCUAGGAUCGCGCACAAAAGUCUAUCGCCGGCAUGCCGUGUACCACUCGCUCUGGCAUGUGUUCGGCAGCGUGGGACGUGUCCUCGUUGCCGUGCUGGAGUAUCCGGAACUGUCAGCCAUGUGGUAAUAUAGAUGUUUGUUUUGCCGCUCCUGUUGUGGAUGUCAGAUUUCGCUUCACAGGAAACGCGGUAUUGUUUUGUCAGUUGCGUCUCUAGUUCUGCCGCAAGCAUCGCCAUUUGCUUGAUGUAAGUGAUUUGGACUGCGGGGAUGAACCCGCAUUUCCAUGCAGAGCGGCACCCUCAAGACCCCUGGGAUGUCAGGAACAUGCUGUUUCCAGAACGACUGUGGAACGUUCAAAACUACUUUGAGAGUAGCGAACGCACGAAAAAGAAA
Molecule: messenger RNA, 1298 nt
Organism: Toxoplasma gondii ME49
Lineage: Eukaryota; Apicomplexa; Conoidasida; Eucoccidiorida; Sarcocystidae
Exons: 1
Coding region: 334-1032 (232 amino acids)
Source: RefSeq, a predicted model, not a curated record